Mytilus trossulus (common blue mussel) is the source of this 3698-nucleotide messenger RNA. RefSeq lists its product as uncharacterized. The record is from RefSeq and is a predicted model, not a curated record. The coding region runs from base 109 to 3633 and encodes 1174 amino acids. Gene Ontology annotation, molecular function: protein binding. The transcript has 10 exons. NCBI's taxonomy places the organism in Eukaryota, Metazoa, Mollusca, Bivalvia, Mytilida, Mytilidae.
UGUAAUAUUUUAUGGUUCUAUUAAUUUCCGGUUCAUGUUUAAUGCCAAAACAAUGAAUUUUAAAAUACCCUUUUUAAGCAUUUUUCAGAAUCCUUGAACACAGCUACUAUGGGUCCACUGACUGGUAAAAUAGAUGAAAAGACAGAGAAACUAGAAGGAGUUGGUACACUACCACCUAUAUUACCACUGAUUCAACAAAGUGGAUUACAAGCUCUAUCACAGGUUCUGGCAUCCAUACCAACUGAUACUCCAUUAUACACAUCCCAGCUAUCAGAACAAGUACAGUCAGUCACUUAUAGUCAACAACCUCUAUCUCCCCAGAUACCUGACAGUCAACAGUUACAGGCACAACUUUUAGCUACAUUACACCAACAAAACCACAGCCAGAACAUCAAUUGGAAUGAAAGUAUCGGAUAUUUACUACCUCAUGACAAGGAGUGUUCAGAUAAGAUGCAAGCAGUUCAGGCAGUUUCUAAGUCUAUACACAAAGAUUUAGGACCAGAUGAUUUAAAGGAUAAAGGUUUAGAAGAUGAGAAUGAAUCUAGUACUAAUGAUAUACAGGAGACAGAUGACAGUAUUGGUAAUACAGAAAUUAGAUGUUUGCCCAUGACCUCUGUCAAGUCUAAAUCCAGAUCUGGAAAAAAUCAACCAAGAACAUCUAAGAAAAGUCAAAAGAUCAAACAAUUAUUGUCACAUCAAGUUAAAACAAGACAGGAUAAACACUCACUGGUACCAAUAGCACCAAAAGAGGUAGAUCAUAUACCUGGCAAUAGCACAUCACCAGAAAGACAAAAUUCUAUUACAAACUCAGCAACAACUUUGCCUAAAAAUACAUUAGGUGUUCAAAACAGUACUUCAGUAUGUCAAACUUUAGCAUCAUCAAACAAACCUUCUCAACUAUAUGCUUCUAAUUUAAUGAGAAAAGUUCUUCUUCAAGACAUGAUGUCUAAUACCCAUACAGAAAUGAGCAGUCCAAUGACAGGGGUGUCUGUAACAAACCUGAUUCAACAAGUAAUACCAUCAGCAUCUGUAUCUAGCUUACAGUCAGAUCCAGUGACCAAUCCUGCCCUGUCCAGAUCUACAACAACUGGUCUCAAUACUGUAGGUCUUGCAGGGAACAUUUCUGCAUUACCAUCAGUUCAAUCUCUCAAUCAGUUCAUGCCAAUAGCUGGUUUUCAGCCUGUUCAAUCUUUGCAGGACCCACAUGCUACCAAUUUACAACCAACAGUUGCACAUAUGUCUGGUACCAGUACAUCAGUUCCAAGCAUGAACAACUUUUCACUUCCAUUUGGCAAUGUGUUGCCUGGUUUGCCUUCAGUUCAAAAUGGACUAACUUUGUCAAGUGCAACAGGGAUACAGACCACACCAAAUAUCACUCAGCUGUCACCAAGUUCUUUGUCUGUUAUCACUUCACUGAUUGGUCAGCUUGUUAAUUCAGAAUCAACACAACAUGGGAAAGAUACAGAAUUAUCUGUCACUAACAAACAGUCAUCUACCUUACAUUCUUUACCUUUGAUAGAAAAUGAAAUGACACUGUCUUCAGAAGUUGAUAAAUCUGAAAAAGUCCAUCACACUGAAGAUAGUAACAGUAGAACAAAUCAGCAGAUACCUGUGGCUGGUUUACAGCAAAAUGAUAUGACUGCCUUUGAACCAACUACAAUAUUGCAACAGGAAAAGCAACCAGGACAGCCAGGGUCUAUAUUGAUUAAAUCUACAAGUGGAGAAAAUGUGACAGUUAAUUAUCAACACAUUCAAUCAGUUUUAAGUUCUUUAAUAUCUAGUUUACAAGGCCAGUUGGAUGCUACUAGAAAACUGUAUUCACCAAUUAUGAGUACAUCUGUGCAAAAUGGUUCUAGCCAUGCUCAAAUUGGAUCUGGUCUUAACCAACCGAUACUGGAUAUAACUGGUUCUAAUCAAUUACCUGAUAUCCCAUACUCCUUUGUACCACUUCCUAUUAAUCCAAUUCAAUCAGAUCAUCAAAAUGAUAAUCCAGUUGAUCAAAACAUCUUAUCUUGCAAUUCAGCUGUAGACAUUGCUCAAAACUUAGCAUGUGAUAGCAGAACUUGUCAACAGACGACUCCAAAUCAAACUAUCAGGAAUAGCAUAGAUGUUGACGGUAACUUAAUAAAUGAGUCUGACAUGACUGGAGGGAACCAGAUAGGGCAUGUUGGUGAUAGAUUGGUGGAUGAAGCAUUUUUGUCUGAACAGUCUGAAGCACUUUAUGAGGAGCAACAUUUCCUGUACAACAAAAGCAUUGACUUUCUGAAUUCAAGAGGUGACAGUUCAUCUGUAACAAUAAAUAACCUUGAGGAAGGUUUAGUGAACCAUGAUACAAUGCACCUUACAGAUGAUUCAUGUUGCCAAGAUAUCACAGAAUCAAACACAUUAAAGGCACAAAUGUUGCUAACACAAGACCAAGAGGAAGAUUUCACUGAUGUCCCAAAUAUGUUUAAACAGUAUUGCCUAUCCUGUAAAGCAGCCAUGUUGAAUGAAGAUUGUCAAUUUCAUAAAAUUGGCUACAAUCAUAUAAAAGAUACUCCAAUAUUGUCUAAAGCCAGAACAUCAAUACCUAGUUGUCUGACCCUACAGCCUACAUCAACAUUUGGAUAUAAUGUUUAUUUGGGAGUGUGGACCAAAGAAAAUAUCCCAGCUCACACAAAGUUUGGUCCAUUGGCUGGUAAAAUUGAAAGUGAAUGUGAAAGAAAUUCAGAAACUGUUCAAUGUUUUCCUGCUUGGAAGAUAUUUUUGGAAACCCGAUCUGAGAUGAUUGAUGGAAGUGAUGAGAAUGAAUGUAAUUGGAUGAUGUUUUUGAAGCCAGCACGAUGUGAGAAAACCCAGAAUCUCAUAGCACAUCAGUUAGGCAGACAUAUUUAUUUUUUCACUACCAAGGAAGUGUUCUGUGGUCAGGAGCUACUGUAUUGGUUCUCAAAAGAAUAUGCCACUUUGUCAGGAUAUCCCUGCCUACCAGGUGAAGCUAGUCUGUCAGAGUGCCCAAUUUGUGGUAAAGUGUUCAUCGACAAGUCCACAAGAAAACUUCACAUGAAGGAACAUCCUCAUUACCAGAAGUUUAAAUGUCACAUAUGUGAUCACCUCUACUCUUCCUUGUCUUCAUUAAAAAGACACACAAUGUUACACAUGGGAGUCAAGCCUCAUAUCUGUCAUGUCUGUCACAAGACCUUCAAUGAUAGCAGUAACCUUAAAGUACAUCUGAAAGUUCAUACAGGUAUGAAGGUAUUUACCUGUAACAUAUGUCAGAAAACGUUCAGACAAAAGGCUCAUCUAAAAACACAUCUUCUGAUACAUACUGGACAAAAGAAUCUCAAGUGUUAUUUCUGUGAUAAAACAUUCGCACGUGAAGGGGACAGGAAACAACAUGAAUAUCAGCACACGAAAGAAAAAACGUUCAAAUGUGAGGAGUGUGGGAAAGUUUUCUACAAACUUCAGAAUUACAAACGCCAUUUAUUGAUUCACACAGGAGUGAGAGACUUUGAAUGUCAGUUUUGUAUGAAAACUUUCGGACGUAAAUUUCAUCUACAGAGACACAUGGAGAAGUGUCAAGCUAGGAAUGAGAUUUUUGAAGAAAAGGAUUUAAUACUCAAUAAUGUUGAUCUGAAGGGCAUUUUGAAUUCUUAAUUGUGCAAUAUUUAUAUGAAAUGUUUUAAUUUUAUAUGAUUGUCAUUAAAACUAUCUUUUGAAGA